Molecule: messenger RNA, 4040 nt
Organism: Linum trigynum
Lineage: Eukaryota; Viridiplantae; Streptophyta; Magnoliopsida; Malpighiales; Linaceae
Source: the annotation of a GenBank genome assembly
CCACAAAUAACACUAUGUUGAAUUUAGUGAGUCAAGCUCUCACUAAAAUACUUACACUUCUAAACUAUAAACCUAUGAGAUUAAAUUGGACUCGAUAGCCAAUUAGACCUCAUAUUUGAAAAUAGGACUCCAUGCAUUAACAAAAUAUUUAUGUGAAUAGUUGAAAACUCACAAAUAUUGUCAAUUGAUAAGGAUUCAAAAAUUGAAACUGGAUUGUCGAAAAACACUUGUUUUAUUAAAUAGAGUGACCAAAUUUGAUAUUAACAUUUUCUAGUGAAUAAACAUGACACAAUUUAACAAUCACAGUGAUCAAAUGUGGCAUUAACUCGAUAAAAAAAAUGAAAAAAGAAAAUGAGAUAAAUAUGUGUCCACUUGCAAAUGAAAGAAAAUAAUAAAAGAAAUAAAAAUUAUGCAAAGAUAUGUGGACUUAGUGUAAUCCCACUAAAAUUGACGAAAUUUUAAAAAUGAUUUUAAUGAAUAAUGAAUGCUAAAACUAUAGCGCAAUAUAUUAAAGUGUAAAAACCAAGUGUGAACACAAGCAUACAACGUACGCCUGAUGUACGCUAGCCUUUGCCAUAUAUAUAUAUAUAUAUAUAUAUAUAUAUAUAUAGUCGCGUCUUAGGUGCACACAUUUUUUCGGGUGCAUUCAGUGCACUUGCUUCAUAACCGACAUUUUAAACAUGCGAUUUAUGUCAAAAUGAUGUUAAUCAUCACUUAUGAUGUGAUGAACGAUAACACACAUGAAUUUGCACAAAAAUCAUUGAAGAUUUACUUUAAUUUGAGGGAUUUAGAGUUUAGAUAUUUAUGGUUAGGGUUAGGGUUAGAGUUUACAAUUUGGGGUUUAGGGAUAAAACUCAAAAUUGGAGGUCUAGAGCUUAGGGUAAUCCGCUAAUUAGUUGUUAUUCAUCAUAUUACACUAAUUCUACAAAUUAAAAUUCAAAAUCCGACACCUUAAAACUAGUUUUUGAGUUGGGUGCAUUGAACGCACUAAGUAGUCACCAUAUAAGUUUUACUUUAUUACCAAAUUUAAGUUUUAUUUAAAAUAACACAUUUUGUGCUCAUUCUCAGCUUUCGGUAAAGUUUACUAAUCUACAAAUUAAUAAAAUCUAAAAUUCAACUCACAUACAAAAAAUUCAUUGGAAAAAAAUAUUUUGUAAUUAACAGUAGAAGUAUACUUUCACACAUUGUCUAGUGUGCGCUGUUUAGCAGCUUGAUGAUUCGAUUUAUAUUGUAUAUAGAUUUUCAAAAAAAAAAAAAAAAACAAAGAAAGAAAGAUUUAUAUUGUAUAUACAUACAUACAUACAUAUCAGAGGCAUAAAGCAUCGAGUGUCCAAUGUAUACAAGCCAUUACCAUAAAUCUCUCCGUCCGUUGCCACUCAACCGAGAUGAGGUGAACACUAACACACUUGGAUUUUAACGAGUUCUGGGUGGUGCGGCAACAGAUCGAAACGUCCCGACUUGUAUUUCCAUAUCUUUCCCCUUUCUGUUUAACCACUUACCAGCUGUGCGGCGAUACAAAGAUUCCGCCACAUCUGCGGAGCGCUGAAUGCUGCCUCUUCUAUAUAAGCUACUUCUUCUAUGUCGAUCCAUAUAUCAAUCAACAUAUUGAUACAUUUCCAAAUAACAAGGUGGCCGGCCUCGCCGAUGCAAGCUGCGGCUGUAAUAAUAAUAGUGAUGGCGGCGACUUUUCUGAGCGAUUCCGGGAGAGCGGCCCAGUAUUGCGGUUGCGGGCUAGCAGACGAUCAGCAGAACUUCCCCGUUUACGCACACGCUCUUCUUGAAGAUCUAGUGACGAGUGGGCCUUUCCAAAAGAGAGACCCAGCCUCCGGCUACAUCAACUACUUCACAAACAAUCCAGCAUUCGCAGGCAAGGGCGCCGCUCACGGCUCCGCCAUCUGCGCUCGCCGCCUGACUGUGAGUGAGUGCCAUACAUGUAUUUCUGAUGCGCGAGAGUAUUUGCGGCCGUGCGAAACCUAUGUUUGCGGAGGGGCUGCUUAUGCUAAUAAGUGCAGCGUUGAGUUCUGGCAAAUAAUCGAAUGACGCGUAUUAGAUCGAGUACGGAUUAAGUAUGGAUAUACCGUCUAUUCUAGAGUUUUCUCCGUAGCGUGCUCUAGUUAUGUUUCUUAUCAAAGUUGUAGAUGUUUCGUAUCUUCCCUAAAUUGUAUUAGAGUGAAGUCUGUGUAUGUAAUUUGUUGAAAAUGGAUAGCUUUUCGAAAUCUAUAAGUCUCAAGAGGAAAAACUAUCAUAUUAGUGAUUUUACAUUUAUCAAAGAUGUAUAAGGAUAGAUGCCUCUCAUUUAGGGGGCUUGGUUCUUGGGGUGACUCACUUUUGCGAGAGGGUGGGUGAAUAUGCUUGAGACUAAUACUAUUUUUUUUUGAAGAAAUCCCGAGAUUAUUCACUUAUUAAGUAUUAUGAAUUAAUUAUUUUGUAUCCUUAACAUAGACGAGAUAAUUAAGUCAAAGAAAUAUUCGAGAGAUAAUUCAGCAUGAAUUAUCUUAUUCGUGGUGUCCCAGCUCUUAUAAAUAGUUGUCUCCUAAGCCCCUCUAGAUACAACAUCAAAUAGCAAAAACACAAGCGAGAGAGUAUUCAUAUAGCUCCGAGUUUUGCAUAAAACUGACGAGCAUCCUACACGAGCUGUUUUAUCCUGGAGGCGACCGGUUGAUAGUCUGUCGUGCGCAACGAAAGCAGUGUCGCGAACGUCUUAAAGAGCGCAACCUAGCUGGCGACUCAGCUCCAGGUUUGGGAACCCUUAGUUUUCAUUGCUACUUUACUAACAAUUUUAAGACAUUGUGCUGCAGCUAUGGCGACUGAAUAGAACACGACUGGAUCUGGCAUUGUCGAUAUCAAUCGACCCUUCCACUUCCUUGGAGUCCACUUACGUCACUGUAGACAGAAGAUGCUCUUCUACCUAACGACCAAGAAGCUGAAGUACUGUCUCACCAACAUGCCGACGGAGCUGACCAAAGAGUCGACUAAUGCGGAGAGGAUUGUUGCCGCAAAGCUGAAAGAGGAUGACUUCCUUUACGACUACUACGCGAACUAGAACAACACCGCGAUGAUGGUUCGGGAUGCUCUCCAGAAGAAGUAGGACACAAAGGAGAUUUGAUCCCAGAAGUAUGUCGUCAGCCUAUACCUAUGCUGCCAGAUGGUGGACGACAAGUUAGUCGAGAUUCAAUCACAUGAACUUCAGAAAAUAGCUCAUGAGAUCGUCUCUGAAAGUAUGCCUCUGGACGAUCAGUUUCAAAUUUCUUGCAUAAUUGAUAAGCUUCCCCAUUCCUGGAAAUAUUUUAAGAAUAUACUUAGACAUAAAACUAAAGAAUUUUCACUGGAAAGUUUGAUUAUUCGCCUAAGUAUAGAGAACGAAUCUCACAAACAAGAUAUGAAAAUGAGGUGAUGGUCGUCAUUUGUCAAUACUAGACGACCAAUCCCUAGAUCUCUGAAACCAAACCAUAAGGGUUUCAAGAGUUAGAAUAAUAAGGUUCGUCCCAAUCAGAGUGGUGCCCCUCGGGGCUACCAAAGAGCGAAGGCCCAACCCUCUAAGAGUGAACUCCCGUUUCUCUACUAUAUUUGUGGGAAACCAGGUCAUAUGGCACGAAAGUGCAGGAACAAGCUAGGCUAACACUAGUUUUGGUGUUAACUUGACAAAAGAGGACUCGGUGGCCAUGAUCACGGACAUGAUAACUAAAGUCAACCUCACUAAUGACUUAGAAGGAUGGUGGUUGGAUACAUAAUAAUGAGAGUUUUGUGGGAUAUGGAUAUGCUUGUCAUGAAAUGUUUAAGUUGAAUGCUUUCUUGAACAACGUGGUACACCAAAUGGAUGUUAAAAUUACCUUACUGAAUGGUGAUUUAGACGAAGAACUUUAUAUGGAACAACCUGAAGGGUUUGUUUUUCCUGAACAUGUCUCGAAAGUCUGUAAAUUAGACAAAUCAUUGUAUGGUUUGAAAGAGACUCCAAAACCGUGGCAUGAGAAGUUUGAUAAUCUGGUUAUGGUCGUACUCUAGACCGUGUGGGGCUCGUAAAAUCAACUUCCAAAUCAUCC